UUCUUUUUCAUAGUCUCUUAUUCCCUCUCCUCUGCCCUAGCGGCCGAUACACUUUGGAAAACCCGACCCGAGGAACAUUCGGUCCCUAGCUGACCUCUGAAGCAGCUCCAUCCUCAGAAAACCAUCAUCCUGCUUUGCUAAUCGAAUUUACUGCUUUCGUAAGAAUCAAAAUGUCAACUGGCCCUGGGCUUGAGUCGCUUGUAGAUCAGACUAUCUCGGUCAUCACCAAUGAUGGACGUAACAUAGUGGGAGUUCUAAGAGGCUUUGAUCAGGCCACAAAUAUCAUUCUCGAUGAAUCUCACGAACGCGUUUACUCCACCAAGGAAGGUGUUCAGCAACUUGUGUUGGGUUUGUACAUAAUAAGAGGCGACAACAUCUUUGCAGAGGUGUUGUUGGUGAACUGGAUGAAGAGCUUGAUUCCGCGCUCGACUUGUCGAACCUGAGAGCACAUCCUUUGAAGCCCGUUAUCCAUUGAUCGGACUAAUGAAGUUGUAUUGGCUUUUAAGGACAGCAUGUCGGAUUAAACACCUAAGAAAAACAUGUCAAAUAACUGAAAUAUGAUGAAUGGAAAGUUGAAAAUCAAUGUGGUUUCAGUUCUGGAUGCAUUUCUAUGUUAUAUGGCUGCUGUUUACCUC
Molecule: messenger RNA, 635 nt
Organism: Hibiscus syriacus
Lineage: Eukaryota; Viridiplantae; Streptophyta; Magnoliopsida; Malvales; Malvaceae
Product: sm-like protein LSM8
Exons: 6
Coding region: 171-443 (90 amino acids)
Biological process (GO): mRNA splicing, via spliceosome
Cellular component (GO): U6 snRNP; U4/U6 x U5 tri-snRNP complex; precatalytic spliceosome
Molecular function (GO): RNA binding
Source: RefSeq, a predicted model, not a curated record